This is a messenger RNA of Schistosoma guineensis, 669 nucleotides long. The record is from the annotation of a GenBank genome assembly. NCBI's taxonomy places the organism in Eukaryota, Metazoa, Platyhelminthes, Trematoda, Strigeidida, Schistosomatidae.
AUGGGACGUGUCAAACCCCUAGAAGUUGUAAAAUCGACAGCCAAAUCUAGUGCAUCACAUGAUAAACUCGAUUUUAUUCUUUAUUCUUACCUUGAAUUAGAUAAUCACUUGAAGCGGAUCAGUAUUCUGUCUUUAAUUCAGCUAUGUUUUCUUCGUGAGUUGAGCCAUAAAAAACCCCCAACUAGAAAAAUGUCAAUUAUAUGUCAAACCUUCCCCACUAUAGAUCAUUUCUUUAUAAUUAGUAAAAGUAAACAUUCCGAUUCUUAUCUACAAACAUCAAUUAAGAAUAAUAAUGAUUGCAGAAACCCAUCAAUUUGUUCGACGGAUACAUUAUCUCACUUAUCUAAACUUGAUCAAUUAUUACCAAUUAUACAAUAUGUUGUAAUACGCUCUGGAAUUAUGUAUUUAGGUGCUGAAUUGGAUUUUAUUGAACAUUUAGCACCGAAACGUUUAUCACUUCAUGGAUUAUUACCUUAUCUAAUGAAUACAUUACAAGCAUGUUAUGAUCAAAUUCUAAAUGAAGGAAUUGCAAAUAACUGUCUAACUUCUCAAUUUGAACACUACAAAGAAACUAUAGUUUGUCAAGAUUUCUUGGAACCCAAUAAUUUCAAUGAAUAUACAAAUACCUCCAAUUCAGGCGGUACGUUUAGUUCUUCAUUGGUUUUCUGA